CUUUAAAGUUACGUGGGAAGCAUUUUGGCCGAAACAUGCUCCUUCCGUGCUGGAUUGAGAUCACACAGUCCUCCGGAUGCUAUUUUAUUCAGUCGCCCUUUCCGCAGAGAACAAGUCUACCUACGUAUGAUCAUCAUCCUCAAACCAGAAACCCGCUUACUCUUCUGCUCCUCAAACGUGUUGGUAUCUCGGAGACUCGAGGCGGCCACUUCGAUUCGCUCCUCUGCGAUCCAAACCCGAUCAUCCCAAACCAUGGAGAGCAAGCGUACGCAUACUCAGAUGAGCGACUUGGUCAUCGGAAAUUGGGCCCUCAGAUGGGUGUGUCUCGCACUCCUAGUCCUCGCCGUCAUCUACCCAACAGCCACCAUGCUCGAAUCCCGCAGAGCCUCUUCCUCUUGCAACACCACUCAGUCUAUCGACAGUAACUUGUAUUACGCUACUUCUGUCGACCAUCACUAUGAUACCACCACCACCGUCGAGCAGGUACCAGCGGCUAACAUCCUAGCCAAAGCUGCAAAUCUGCUCUUUCAUCCUUAUCCAUCUCAACACGUGGUUUCUCCCACGGUGAACCAUUGUGGUUCUAUACGGCCUUCUCCUCAAGAUCUUGGACAGAAAGAUGGCCUGAAUACAGGUUCAAAGAGUUUCAACUCCCUCAAUUCUGAUGAUAAUCCUGUUUUGGAAAAUAAUUUUCUUCUGCCUGUGAGCUAUCGCCGACGUAGAGGGUGUACUAAUGGCCUAUGCUUCACUAAACCUUCCAACAUAAACCACCAACUUGAGGUGGCACCGAGAAGCGAGGGUUCCGUAGGCAAUCUUGAAGAGUCAAUUGUUAAGCUGGAACAUUCUACCAUCACCGUCUCUGAUGACCUGCAUGAGGGCCAAACCCAUCAAUGCCAUGGAUGCAUCGAUGCUCGAGCGGGUCCACAAGAGACCAAUAUAUCUCAUAACACGUAUACAAAGCCACCUUUCCCUCGCAACAUACUUCCUGCUCGUUGGGAAACCAGUUGCCGCAACCUUACUGGCUAUGCUCUUUCGCGGUGCAAAGAGGAUGUCAAGAUGCGAACUAGUCUCUUUGGUGUUUUGGCUUCGAUAUUCGGACUCACUGUUAUUUGUUUAUUAUCGUUUGCCAUGAUCAGCUGCGUUCGUCGGCAAACAGGCUCGGCUUCAGCUCCAACGUGGACAACGAAAUGCCCUUAUUACUUUAAUAAAAGUUCAACUAUUCGCCGCGGCACUGCUCGAAAACUCUUUGACAGAGAGGAUGCUGUCGAGGCAGAGGAGCAGGGGUUACCUAGCCAAUGCAUAACUGCCACUCUUGACGGAGGAUUGAUGCACCGUUUGUGCCCGGGACGAGUCACUCUGGUAUGCAAUCUGGUUGUUUCAAAAAUCGUUAUACUGAUAUUCUUUCUAGCAACGAGUGUAUGAUGACUCUCUGCAUAAUU
Molecule: messenger RNA, 1436 nt
Organism: Amorphotheca resinae ATCC 22711
Lineage: Eukaryota; Fungi; Ascomycota; Leotiomycetes; Helotiales; Amorphothecaceae
Exons: 3
Coding region: 127-1419 (430 amino acids)
Source: RefSeq, a predicted model, not a curated record